This is a messenger RNA of Xenopus tropicalis (tropical clawed frog), 1816 nucleotides long. RefSeq names its product sialic acid-binding Ig-like lectin 12. NCBI's taxonomy places the organism in Eukaryota, Metazoa, Chordata, Amphibia, Anura, Pipidae. Gene Ontology annotation, cellular component: membrane. Bases 333 to 1526 code for a protein of 397 amino acids. The transcript has 8 exons. The record is from RefSeq and is a predicted model, not a curated record.
UAGUAACUGCCCAACUUCCGCUUUUACAUUAAGCCGCCCGUACAUAGCGGGGAGCACAAGUCUGAGAAUCUCAUUUGGGGGCAGAGAAGCAGGAGAAUAAGGAGAGAAGAGCAGAGGAGACAUAAAUGAGAUACAUAAAUAGAAUGUAAUGCAAGAGGAGAGAAGAGCAUCAUGUCAGGAGAGAGAGGAGAAACAAUGAGAGAAAGAGAAGAAUCCUUCCAUGGAACAGGACAGAGAAGGAUUUAAUGAUGGAUUCAGCUCAACCCAGUGUGAUCUAACAGAUACAAUCUGAUUGGCCGCUCACUGCCUUGGGAACACCAAUAAACAUCAGGAUGCGGCACAUACAGGCUCAGAUUUGCCAACAUGGAUUUGUGGUUCUGUUCUUUCUCUUGCCCUUGCCUGGGAAGGGAGCUGAUAGGGACCAAACCCCAGGUUAUACUCUAUCUGCCCAACCAGUGUUGGUGGCAUCUGGCCUCUGUGUGGAAAUUCCCUGUAAUUUUACUGUUCCUGCCAGUAGAACCUUAUCUAGAAGUGUCACAGGGAUUUGGAGGAGAACAGAGACUCCUGACAUUGUUGCAGCCUCUACAGAGGCCUCUAUGGUUUCUGAGGGAACAAAAGGCCGAUUCACCCUGACUGGGAAAGUACAUGAAGGAAACUGCUCAUUCUCUAUCAGCAAUGCCCGACCAGCCGAUCAAGGGUUCUAUGAAUUCCGAAUUGAAGACGGAAAACAUAGAUAUUCCUAUCAGUGGAACAGGCUCAGAGUGAGUGUGACAGAUCUACCAGAACCUACUAUAUCCCCUGUGGGGGAGCUGAUUGCUGGGAAGCCAAUAACACUGACUUGUACGGCUCAUCCAGCACCUCAAGGGUGCAAGGGAAACAUCACAUGGGGAGGAAGGAUAAACAUAGAGAACAUAUAUAACUAUGAGCGGGAGGAUCAGGCUGGUAAAGUCACCUCCAUAUCAGAUAUCACUGUUACUCCAUCCCAGAGAGAGCACAAUAGCCCCCUAACAUGUACAGUGACUUACAGUGGGGUCUCCACUAACAGCAGCAUCACCCUGGAUGUUCAGUAUCCUCCUUCACUGACAAUCACAGUUCCAGGACACAAUGGAACUUAUGAAAACAAAUCAGUGACUGUGAUAGAGGGAGACACAAAGCGUCUCCGAUGUGAAGUAAACAGCAACCCAGUGGCCGAUGUUUCCUGGUGGAGAGGAGAUGAGAUUCUUAGUGAAACAUCUGGGCAGGGUCUGACUCUUGCCCUUCAGAAUGAUUACAUUGCUGAUACUGUAACCUACACGUGCUUAGCAAGGAAUACUCAUGGGUCCGUCUCUGGGACUGUUAGUGUCACUGUAGCAUCUCUCACACAUGACAAGAAGACCAACCAUCUUAUAAUAUUAAUGAUACGGGGACUUUCCAUCUUAGCCCUCUCUGGUAUUAUAGCAGUGCCAGCAGUUUUGGUGAUGAGAUGCAGGAAAAAGAGAAGGCAACGACAGGCUGAAGACAAUCAAAAAUCAUCACCAGAAAAUUAACAAGUGGUUUACAGAAUAGGAGGGGCAAUUGAUCAGAGUCAUUAUGGUUAUGUACUGUGUUAUUGUGUUACUGUUGUACAGCCCAGCUGCAAGCACAGCCCCCCUGAGUCCCAUUCCCCCCUGAGUCCCAUUCCCCCCUGAGUCCCAACUCCCUAUCCCCCCUUCUGCAGAGCCUGGGAAUAACGUGUGUCUGUAAGGGAUUAAAAACAACCCCCCCGUCCUUUGUCUUAUUAUUCUGACUCAGUCUUGCUCAAAAGUGUUUAAAUCCCCUUUAAACCUCAUUUUUAUGU